AAACCUGCUCGGCAAAUGACGCCUGCUCCUAUGAUGAUAGUUAAAGAGAUGUGUGAAAAUUUCGUAACAAGUUUUGUCGAUCGUAAUAUUCAGAAUACAAUACCAGAUAAACUAAUUCACGAUAGGUCCUGGAAAGAAUCGGAAGAAAAAAUCGCAGAUGUUAUAAAAGAAGUUUUAAUUCUUCUGGAAGAUAUUUGGAUUAACCCAGCUUUUAAUUCCGAGCUUGCAAAAUCACUAAAUGAAGGAACCUAUCAAUCAACA
This is a messenger RNA of Funneliformis geosporum, 261 nucleotides long. Lineage: Eukaryota; Fungi; Glomeromycota; Glomeromycetes; Glomerales; Glomeraceae. The record is from the annotation of a GenBank genome assembly.